AUGAAGAAUCCUCCAGGAGCCAUGGCUCUAGAUAUUCAUCUUCCCCUUUUGGAAAGCCUCGAGCUUCGUAGCUGUGGAUUUACAUGCAAUGAUACCCUGAACGGGAUCAUAAAGCAUGGGAGUACAUUGCUCUCGCUGAAAUUCGAUGACUGUGCGAUCAUUUACUGCAUGGAAUUAGCUGUGACAAGCAAAGCCGAACCCAAUUCUGUCUGCAUCUCCACCGAAAACGAGGGAGGUCGGGUCUACCAGCGCUACUGGCUACGCUGGGACAUCUGGUUUCAAGCAUUGGCGUAUGGUUUGCCCCAUCUUAAGCGGUUCGACUUUGGCAGCAGCAGAGUCCGAGCACUUGGCGAAGAAGGUCCCAAGUUCAAGUCUGAGGCCAGCGAGGGCCCGAAAUUCGGCCGAGUCAACAAGUUCCUCUUCGGCCUUUUUCCUGAUCGAUACCUCGAAAUGAAAGAUGGCUCGGUUAGGGCGCCAUGGAUUCUCAAGACUCGAGGACAGCGACCCUACUACAAGGAGCCCCCCGUGGCCGACGAACCUGACCUUGCGAUGCUGCGCCGUCUCCUUGAACACACUGGACAGGUAGUUCAGGAGAAUGAUAAGUCCAGCCAUGCCAGCAGCGUGGACAGCCUCAUCGGGUGUGUUGAAACCAGAUCGGGACGCCGCCGCCGCUGA
Penicillium daleae is the source of this 675-nucleotide messenger RNA. RefSeq lists its product as uncharacterized. The transcript has a single exon. Lineage: Eukaryota; Fungi; Ascomycota; Eurotiomycetes; Eurotiales; Aspergillaceae. Bases 1 to 675 code for a protein of 224 amino acids. The record is from RefSeq and is a predicted model, not a curated record.